AAACUUUUAAUGUGAAGCUGCAGGACCACACAGACGUAUCUGUUGUUGUAGCUCAGCGUUUUGGGUUUUAAUAAAUAAACAAAAAAUGUUUUCGACUGAGAAUUUGAGAAGCUUUAUCAUGGAUCGACUAACUGCUGCAGCUGAAGACAUUUUUGUAGUUUUUCAGAGAACUAUCGUCGAGUACGAGGAGAAGAUCGAUCGCCAGCGCAGACUGCUGGAUAUCACUGGGAAAACUCACGUCGACUCACACAGAAUAGAUGUCCCACAGCAACAUGAGUGCAAAGAGGGGGAGGUUGUGGCUGACCAGCAGCUCUGUGACCAGGAGAGAACCUUCAGUCUGGACCAAGAGGAGCCAGAGCCUCCUCAGAUGAAGGAGGAACAGGAGGACCUCUGCAGCAGUCUGGAGAUAGAGCAGCUCAGAGUGAAGCAGGAGACUGAGACAUUCAUGUGGACUCAUACUUAUGAGGACAGUGACCACAGUGAACCUGAACAACAACAUGAACAGCAUCUCCUCUUUCACAACUCCCAUGUCACUGAGAAUCAAGAUCCCAAAGGAGGCAAGCAUGAAGAUUCAGAAUCAAGUGGAACAUCAGAGCCAACACUAAUGAAAAGACUUCAGAAAAGAAGAAUUGAGAAAAUUAAAAUAUUAGAGACUGAUCAUAAUUCAUACCAAAGUAAAAAAUCUUUCACAUGUGACACAUGUGGUGAAGAGGUUAAGAGCAAGUCAGAAUUAAAGACACAUCAGCGGGCCCAUGGUGGUAAGAAGAUGCAUUCAUGCGAGAUUUGUGGGAAAAUGUUCAGCUUCAAAUCAGAUCUGACUUAUCAUACAAGAUCCCACACUGGUGAGAGGCCUUUCUCCUGCAGCAUAUGUGGAAAAAGAUUCUUUCGGAUGACCAACUUGAAUACUCAUUAUAUUGUUCAUACACAUGAAAAGCCAUUUGCAUGUGAAACAUGUGGCAAAAUGUUCAGGGAUAAAUUCGACUUGAAAAUUCACAUGAGAAUACAUACAGGUGAAAGGCCUUAUGCAUGUGUUACAUGUGGGGCUUCAUUUGCCACAAAAAGUAAUUUGGAUAAGCACAAAAGAAUUCAUACAGGUUAAAAAAAAUGGUAUCUUGCAAAGCAUGUGACAGGACUUUUAAAUAUUUGGAUGCAUUACAGUUUACAUGAGAAGGGCUAACACAGGUGAGCGUCCAUACCUUUGUAAGACAUGUGGGAAAAGAUUCAACUCAUUUAAUCUUCCACAACACAUGAAAAAAUCACACGCAUGCAAGUAGCCAUGUGUACUCAGCAGUGUUAAUUUUUGAAAAUUUUAGUCUUUAGAUGAGAUGUCUUUUAGUUUUAGUCCCAUUUUAGUCUUUUAUACCCUUUAAGUUUUAGUCGACGAAAUUAACACUGGUACACAGAUGUGGUAGAGAUUUUACAUCUCUGCCAGGAUCAAUGCCCAAUGAUGGAUUACACCUAUGAUUUAACAAACCAAAAGUUUUCUCACAAUUCAAAGAAGCCAUUGUUGGACUGAUCACAGUAAAAUUUUAUUGGUGGAAGUUGUCAGGGGCAUUUUGGACAAUACUGAUACACAAUGAUUCCCCACAGACUUAAGAGCCUUUUUUGGUCAUUUAAGCAUGCUGGAGACUAUGUUGUGAUUUGUUUACAACAUAUUUUCUGUCAGGUGUUCUUCCUAAAGUCAGCUUUGUCACAGUUAAGGUUCGAGCAAUAAGUAUAAAAAUCUGAAAAUCCCCUCAAGAUUUAACCUUGCAAAGCAGAUGGAUUGGCUUAGAUGUCACAUCAGUCACAUGUCCAUGCAAUGAAUAUAUAAAAAAGUCUAUGCCAGGCAUGCCAGGUUCCUCAAAUUUAAAUUUAUAACAUUAUCCGAUAUCAUUUUAUAUAAUGGCUAAAUGAGUGUAUUAGUUGAUAAAUGAACAAAAAAAAAAAAAAAAUCAAAACAAUCAGUCGGUCCACCAUCACAUGUAAAGAUAAAAUGCGAGGUUAGUUUUGUUGAUGAAUAAUCUACAAUAUUUUUUUAUCAGGCCUUUUCAAAAAUAAUAAUGAUGCUAAAGAUUGGCCCUAAACUUUGUUCAACACUCAAAUGUGUUUGAAUUCUUAAUCUUGCUUUUAUUUACAUUUGAUUGUUUUAUUUUUUCUUUCCUCCCAGUGAGUUUAUGCAAUGUUUAUCAAACUUUCUGACACUGUA
Messenger RNA from Cheilinus undulatus (humphead wrasse), 2188 nucleotides. Its product is annotated as zinc finger protein 32-like. Gene Ontology annotation, cellular component: nucleus. The record is from RefSeq and is a predicted model, not a curated record. The coding region runs from base 86 to 1099 and encodes 337 amino acids. Gene Ontology annotation, biological process: regulation of transcription by RNA polymerase II. Gene Ontology annotation, molecular function: RNA polymerase II cis-regulatory region sequence-specific DNA binding; DNA-binding transcription factor activity, RNA polymerase II-specific. The transcript has 2 exons. Lineage: Eukaryota; Metazoa; Chordata; Actinopteri; Labriformes; Labridae.